UCCACAACAAGGAUCAUUUCCAUUCACACCUCCCCUUUUUGCUAUAUAUACACUUCUCUCCAACUUUAUCAUAUAACUUUUUUUCUCUCUUAACAUUACAUUUAUAAUUUCUAAGCCAUGUACGAGAAACAACAAUUGAAUGGAGCCUACUACGGCCCUUCAAUCCCACCACCAAGAUCCUCCCACCGUCCAUCUCGCGGCGGCGGUUUCGGCUGCUGCUGCGGCUGUCUCUUCAACCUAAUCUUCAAACUAAUCCUCACCGUCAUAAUAAUCCUUGGCAUCGCAGUCUUCCUAUUCUGGCUCAUAGUCCGUCCCAACGUAAUCAAAGUCCACGUCACCGACGCAACUCUCACACAAUUCAACUUCACAAAAAACAACACCCUCAACUAUAAUCUCUCUCUCAACAUCACAAUUCGUAACCCAAACAAAAAACUCGGCAUCUACUACGAUUACAUCGAAGCACGAACAUUGUACCAUGAUGUUAGAGUUGACUCUAAUUUUAUUGACCCUUUUUAUCAAGGACAUAAAACUACCAACGUGUUGAACACUUUGUUUAAGGGUGAGAAGGUGGUUUUGCUUGGCGGCGAUCAAAGUUCAGAUUUUAAUAAAGAGAAGAGUUUGGGGAUUUAUGAGAUUGAUGUGAAGUUGUAUCUUAGGGUGAGGUUUAAGUUGGGUGCUAUUAAGACUAGGAAGAUUAAGCCAAAGGUUACGUGUGAGUUGCGUCUUCCUUUGACUUCAGGCGACGGUGGUUCCACGGUCAACGGUGCCUUUAAGCCCACCAAGUGCGACUGGGAUCGCUGAUCGACAUAGUCGUAUUAUCCUAUUUUUUUGUUCAUUGCUUAUUGAUUAUAUCUUUCGACAUAGUAUUAGUCAUACUUCUCCAAGGUUAUUUUGGGGAUUUUAUUAUAGAGUAUAUGUCUUUUCGUAUUUCAUAUUUUUAUUUUUAUGUGUAUUACUACUAGGGUAUUUUUGGCUUUUUUAUAUAUCAUAUACUAUUGUUUUGGUAAA
Messenger RNA from Cicer arietinum (chickpea), 1008 nucleotides. RefSeq names its product NDR1/HIN1-like protein 10. Gene Ontology annotation, cellular component: plasma membrane; plasmodesma. The record is from RefSeq and is a predicted model, not a curated record. NCBI's taxonomy places the organism in Eukaryota, Viridiplantae, Streptophyta, Magnoliopsida, Fabales, Fabaceae. Gene Ontology annotation, biological process: defense response to other organism.